UGUGCAGAGAGUCACGAGAGUUCGAAGUUUAAGGGGGUGGAAGACGGGGAGCACAUGAGGCUGUGCGGAACGAACUGGCUCUUGGAUGCUUCUUGAGGUUACUGACCGACGGGAAGACAUCAGUGAUGCGCCUCGGACAUUCGGUGCAUUUCGCGGCGCGCCUGUGUUUAUGUGUCGACCGUUGACACACGUUGAGUGUCGCUAGCUAGCUCGCAGCUAGAAAAGGGAAGUGCUGCCGCUGGGGCAAAGGGGAGGUGUCCUCGGGAGUUUCGGAGUUAGCCGCGCUGCUAACGCUAGCGGACGAGCGAACGCGGACGUAGCCGCCCCACGUUCACCGCGCUACCCCACACAGCAGCGCGCGCUCGCACAGCAGCGACCGCUGAGGCGUUGUUGUGCACCGCCUUUGUUUUCGGCUCAGGCUGAUGCGGAGCAGCAGAGGAGGUCUUGGCUAUGUAGCUAGUGUGAUAGAUGGACAAUAAUUUAAAAUAAAUCAAAAAAAAAAAAAAAAACCCGCCGAGGUCUGGCUGUGUGUGUGUAUAUAUAAGUCGUCGUGUUCCUGUCGAGGGAAAUGCAGCUCUGCUAGUCGUCGCGCUCCUUCGCCCAGAAAGUAAGCCCGCGGCACGUCGUCGUAAUGCCACGCGCGAGCCGGACCCGGCGGGGAUGAAGAGAUAGGGCGCGCCAGUGGAGUGGACUCAGAGUGGCGAAUCGCACUGUCCAGAUUGAGCGAGCAAGGAAGGAGGAAGAAGGAGAAGCGGCGCGGCUGUGUGGCAAAACUGGACUGAUCCAGAAUGAAGAAGUUCUCACGAAUGCCCAAGUCCGAGAGCGGCGGCGGGCUGGGCGGCGGGUCCGGCUCGGGCUCCGGCUCCGGGAUGACCAGCUACACGGGACGCGUGUUCUCCGUGGGCAGGUACCAGGUCACCGUGGAGGAGCUCAUUGCAGAAGGGGGGUUCUCUGUGGUUUUCCUUGCUCGCACCCACAGUGGAGUUCGAUGUGCUCUGAAGAGGAUGUAUGUGAAUAACGUGCCUGACCUCAAUGUCUGCAAGAGGGAAAUCACAAUCAUGAAAGAGCUUUCUGAUCAUAAAAACAUAGUAAGCUACCUGGAUUCCAUCAUUACUACGGUGGCAGACAGUGUCUGGGAGGUCCUCAUUCUCAUGGAGUACUGCAAAGCUGGUCAGGUGGUUAAACAGAUGAACCAGCGUCUCCACACAGGAUUCAGUGAGGUGGAAGUCCUGGCCAUUUUCUGUGAUACCUGUGAGGCUGUUGCCAGGCUACACCAGUGCAAAACCCCAGUCAUUCAUCGAGACUUAAAGGUGGAGAACAUCCUACUGAAUGACCAGGGACACUAUGUCCUGUGUGACUUUGGGAGUGCCACACACAAAGUGCUGCUUCCGCACAAAGAUGGAGUCACUACAGUAGAAGAUGAAAUCAAAAAGUACACCACGCUGUCAUACCGCGCCCCUGAGAUGGUUAAUCUUUAUGGAGGGAAGGCCAUUACCACUAAGGCAGAUAUUUGGGCACUUGGAUGCUUGUUGUACAAGCUGUGUUUCUUCUCGCUUCCAUUUGGGGAGAGUCAAGUUGCCAUAUGUGAUGGAAACUUUAUUAUUCCAGAUAAUUCCAAAUACUCCUCCAAGUUGCACUGCUUAAUCAGAUACAUGCUUGAGCCCGACUUAGAAAAGAGACCUGACAUUUACCAGGUCUCCUACUUUGCCUUCAAGUUGGCUGGAAAAGAGUGUCCUGUGCCAAACCUCUUUAAUUCUUCCCUGCCCACAUCGCUUCCGGAGCCUCUUACUGCCAGUGAAGUUGCUGCUAAGAAAAGUAUGACUAAAGCCAGGAUAACUGACUCAGUUGGACCAACAGAAACAUCAAUCGCCCCACGACAGAGACCAAAGGCUGCAAACUCUAAUGUUCUGCCCAUUCACAACUCUGUAACUCCUGUGAAAAUGAAUGUUCCUUCUGAAACAGUUAGCAAUGGACAAAAAGGACCAGCUGCUGGGAAUGAGCAGCCAGUUGCACAGACACAGGCCAGUAGUCAACAGCAUCGCAUCCUUCAGCAGAUACAGCCAGGAGACCUGAGGCUUCAACAGUUGCAGCAGCAGCAUCUCCAUCCGCAGCCACCACAACCAAAUCAGCAGCAGCUUCAGUACCUGCAGUACCACCAGGCCCUGCAGAUGCAGCAGCAACAGCAGCACGUGCUCCACCAGCAGAUGAUGAUGCAGCCCAUGUAUCAGCAGCAGGCACAAUAUGCAGCUAUGAUGCACCAGUACCAACAGGCCUUUGCGCAACAGCAGCUGCAGCCGCCACAGCAUCUCAAUCAUCAGCAGGUUCCCUAUCACACUUCCCCCCUGGAGUUCCAGGCUUCCCUUGGGACCUUUAACCCAGCUGGGAUGGGUCACGUGGGACCCGCUGCUGUGGAAACUCCAUUCACUAACACCAGUAGAAACACCCUGUUGAAUACGGAAGUGAUUACCCCUCCUUCACAGAGCAUCAGUAAUCCCCCCGAUAUGUCAGGCUGGAAUCCUUUUGGAGAGGAUAACUUCUCCAAGCUGACGGAAGAGGAGUUGCUGGACAGAGAAUUUGACCUCCUGAGAGCAAAGAAGCCGGUGGGGAGAGCGGCCAGUGUAGACUCCAGUGUAGAGAGACAGCAACCCUCCCUGAAGCCUCUCCAGGAGGACCUUUUUGGCUCUGUGCCCUUUCUGUCCAACCCAGAUGCUUGUGUCAAGACUCCAGAGCAGUUAGUCGAUGAGCCCAUUCUCUCCUUAGAAAACCCACCAACAAAAGAACCCAAACCCAACAAGAGAAGCAGCUCCACUGGACAGCUGGUCUCCAAGGCAGGGGAGGAGUCAGACAGUGACUUUGAAUCUGACCCACCCUCACCCAAGAGUAGUGAUGAGGAUGAGUUAGAUGAGGAUGAGGGCCUGAACAGUGAGCACGGUGAGUUCAAUGAUGAUACUGAGCCUGAGAACCUUGGCCAAAGGCCACUACUCAUGGAUUCUGAUGAGGAGGCUGAAGAAGAUGAAGACAAGCACAGUUCUGAUUCUGACUCUGAUCAAAGGAAGGGCAAAGCGCUGCCAAAAAAUGUGACGGAAGAAAAAUCUGUAGCUGUGGCAAAAGGGUCUACCAGGGGUGAACCUGGAGCUAGUCUCAUCACACCUCCAGAGUCACCUAUUGUCACGGCAAAAGAGCCUACAGAGAAGAACUUUGAUGUCUUUGGAGCAGUGCCUUUCUUUGGCUGCGGAGAAGCCAAAGCUGACAAGGAAAGUGGUGACAUUUUUGCCAGGGCACCUUUCAGACAUGCAAGCCAGGAGCAGGUUAUGGAUGAGUUUGAUGUCUUUACCAAAGCUCCAUUCAACAGAAACUUGUCCAGAACGAACAAGAGCAUAGAUGCUCCUAUAGGGCAGACGCCCCCCAUUUCCCCUGACAGCGUGGAUGUAUUUGGCUGCUCUCCGUUUCAGCCGAGUUAUUCAGUGCCACAUUCUAAGAGCGCAGAGGACAUUUUUGGUCAGGUACCUUUUGAGGAGAUAUCCAGUGCUCAACAGCAAAAGAUGAAACAGAGGAGCCUCCAGAAACUCUCAUCGAGACAGAGACGCACAAAACAGGAGGCUUCCAGUGGCAAUGGCAAGCGUCAUCAUGGAACCCCCACCGGUAGCAGGAAGACCAAUAAGCCCAGUUUCCGCACGCCUGAACGUGUGCGUCGCCAUAAGAAAGUAGGCCGAAGGGAUUCCCAAAGCAGCAAUGAGUUCCUCAGCACCUCUGACUCCAAGGAGAAUAUCAGUGUAUCCAUGGAUGUGAAAGACAAAGGAGCACCUCUGCCAGCUGAGGAGGUCUUGCUGGACCCCUUUGGUGCUAAACCCUUUCAUCCCCAAGAUGCUGGCCGGCAUUCUCACCAUCAUCAAAGUCUUGGUGAGAGCAAGGGAGAUAUGAAUUCCACCAAUGGGAGACCUCGAACGGGUUCUCAACACGGUGCGUUUGGUGACGCAAAUAAAACGGAUGAUUUUGGCGCAGUACCAUUCACAGAACUGGUUGUCCACAGUGGGAUGCAGCAGGCCUCCCAGGUGGAGGUGGACCCCUUUGGAGCUGCACCUUUCCCUUCAAAACAGUGAAUGUCCUGUCUUCCAGCAUACAUACAGCUGUGUAGUGCACAACCCACACAGUUCGCAGUGGAUCCCCAAGGUUGAUAGCUUUACAGUGUGGCAGUAACCUGCGGCAAAAAGAAAUGGGGAUACCUGGUGAUGAUAUCCUAAAACAACUUACUUUUUGGAUGUUAAAUUUUAAUAAAUGGACAUUGAGAUCUGUGGACAAGGGAUUAUCUUUUAUAGAUUCUAUCUGCAUUACUUUUAGCUUAUUUGAUGAAAAGCCUUUUAUGCUGCAUCAUUCUGUGUUCUAAAAAAGGAAAUUAUGAAUUUGAUUUGACAGUAGUGUGACAACUUUUGCACCAUCACUGACUGCUUGAGUUGCUACAAAGCUCAACGUGUAUAUUGUGGCUUCCUAUGUAAUCUACCAAUAAUAUUAAUUUCACACCGCAAAGCCUUAUGGGAGAAGCUCCGCCCUGCUGCACAGUACCUCUGAACCAUUACGCAAAGGCUGACAUUGCUCCUAUAUCUCUAAUGAAUUGUGUGUUAAAGUAGGCCUUUAAAAGUUCACCAACUCAGACUUAAUAUUUUCUAUGUAUAUUUUUUACAUUUAGAGAAUCAGAUCUUGUAUUUAAAUUCCUAAAUGCAUACAGCUGUGGUAAAUUUUCUUUAUUAGAUUUAAAAGGGAUCCCAAUUCAUGUUUUAUUCCUUCUGACAUGUGACUUGUCACCAGUUAUAUUCUAGAAUGCAGUCCUAACUAAAACUGCAAUUGUUUUAUUUUUCAGAAUGUGUUCAGUGAAUACUGACUGGUUUUAAAUUUGCUGUGAUGGUUCCCCCCCAAACAUGAAAUCACAGUAUUCUUACAUACGAAAUGUGAUAGUUCUACAGCAUGGCAGCAAAAACAUAAUAUCCAUGCAGUUGAGGAUUGUGCUGGAUUAUGCUGAUUUGGAAGGGAAAAAAAAACUCUUGUAGAAGCUCUUGUCACAAAGAGAAAUAAGGAUGUGGUAAAGAUGUAUUAGUAAUUGUGCAGUUGAUGUUAGUAUUCUCAAUCUGUGUGUGCAUGCGCAUAUAUGUGUGUGUAUGUGUGUGUGUGUGUAUAUAUAUAUAUAUAUAUAUA
Messenger RNA from Scleropages formosus (Asian bonytongue), 5187 nucleotides. It is a transcript of the gene bmp2k, whose product is annotated as BMP2 inducible kinase. NCBI's taxonomy places the organism in Eukaryota, Metazoa, Chordata, Actinopteri, Osteoglossiformes, Osteoglossidae. Gene Ontology annotation, molecular function: ATP binding; protein kinase activity. The coding region runs from base 789 to 4100 and encodes 1103 amino acids. The transcript is spliced from 16 exons. Gene Ontology annotation, biological process: protein phosphorylation. The record is from RefSeq and is a predicted model, not a curated record.